Boleophthalmus pectinirostris (great blue-spotted mudskipper) is the source of this 1356-nucleotide messenger RNA. It is a transcript of the gene foxj1a, whose product is annotated as forkhead box J1a. Gene Ontology annotation, molecular function: DNA-binding transcription factor activity; sequence-specific DNA binding. The transcript has 2 exons. The record is from RefSeq and is a predicted model, not a curated record. Lineage: Eukaryota; Metazoa; Chordata; Actinopteri; Gobiiformes; Gobiidae. Bases 1 to 1356 code for a protein of 451 amino acids. Gene Ontology annotation, biological process: regulation of DNA-templated transcription.
AUGUCCCUGAGCUCUGAUUCGUGUCUGGAGGAGGAGCUGGUGGUCACAGCUGCUCGCCUGGAGCAGAGGGAGCAGAGGGACCUGAGGGACCAGGGGGACCCGUCCCACAGCGGGGGCCUGUGUCUGGACGACAGCCUCACCAGUCUCCAGUGGCUGCAGGAGUUCUCCAUCUUGGGCCCGAGCCGGCAGCAGUCGCCUCUGUUUGGGCACGUGGCGGCAGGGUGCCACCUGGACGCGCCCUCCUCUCCUCUGGCGGGAGACCCGGCCUGCGCGGGGAACCCCCUGACCCCAGGCAAGCCCACGGCCGCCGCCCACUCCCGGGUGCCUCUUCCCGGGAUCGUGGCGGUGGGACACUGUCCCGACGACGUGGACUAUAAAACAAACCCGUACGUGAAGCCGCCGUACUCGUACGCCACGCUCAUCUGCAUGGCCAUGCACGCCAGCAAGAAGAGCAAGAUCACCCUGUCCUCCAUCUACGCCUGGAUCACCGACAACUUCUGCUACUACCGCCACGCCGACCCCACCUGGCAGAACUCGAUCCGUCACAAUCUGUCCCUGAACAAGUGCUUCAUCAAAGUCCCGCGGCAGAAGGACGAGCCGGGCAAAGGCGGCUUCUGGAGGAUCGACCCUCAGUACGCCGAGCGCCUCCUGAGCGGCGCCUACAAGAAACGCCGCCCUCCCCCGGUCCAGAUCAACCCGGCGCUGCAGAACCGGCUCCGGCUGACGCUCCCGCCGCCGCCGCCGCCGGACGCCGCCGACCUGAGCUUGAGCCCGGAGUCCCACCUGCUGCUCCGACAGUUCGAGGAGGCCACGGGCGCCGACCAGAACUACGACCCGCGGCUGGGCGAGGGGACGAUGCUCGGGUCGUGGCCGGACGAGCGCGGCCGGCGGAAGAGGAAGCUGGCGGCGAAGAACCGAGGCAAGAAAGCCCAGAGGCGCUGCAGCUCCCCCCUGCUGUCCGCCGAGGAGCCCAGACACCUCGGUCCGCUCAAGGGCGACUUCGACUGGGACGCCAUCCUGGACUCUGCGCUGAGCGGCGAGCUGAGCCUGGAGGAGGGGAGCGAGCCGCUGAGCCCCGCCGGCGACGAGGAGCUCAACGUGAGGGGGACGCACAUCUGCCCCAUCGAGGUGGAGGUGGUGGAGCCCGGCGACCUGCACGCGCUGGCGGAGGCGCGGCGCGGCGGGGACCUGGACGAGGAGACGUUCCUGGCGACGGCGUUCCUGGAGGAGCCGUGGUCGGAGGAGGAGGAGCCGAGGCAGGCGGGGUUCCUCAGCGUCUCCUCGGUCACUCUGGAGCAGCUGUUCGACCUCGGGGGGGCUCUGACGGACGGGGUGAGGAUGGACGCGCUGCUCUGA